AUGAUGCAUCCAGGGAUUUGUAGUUCCCUCAAGGCCAUGGCCUGCCCUCGGGGCCCGUCUCUUACUACAAGUCCCGUGAUGACCCGAGGCGCGGGCAGCGCCUGCGUGUUGAAGCCGAGGGAGCGUGCGGGCGGUGCUAGUGGCGGGAGGAGUAAAGAUGGCGGUGCGGGGGUCUCCGCCUUCUGCUCCCGGCUGAAGCGCUCUGAGGGAAGCGGCAGCGGCAACUGGGGCAGCAAUAGCAAUCCAGUGGUGGUAGUUUCAGCAGCGGCUGCUGAGGCCGAAGCAAUGGCAGAAUUGGAGCACCUAGGCGGGAAGCGGGCGGAGUCGGCGCGAAUGCGGCGGGCUGAGCAGCUUCGGCGCUGGCGGGGCUCGCUGACAGAGCAGGAACCCGCGGAGCGACGAGGCACCGGGCGGCAGGCGCAGACUCGUCGCGGGAGCCCAAGAGUCCGCUUCGAGGACGGUGCUGUCUUCCUGGCCGCUUGCUCUAGCGGGGACACCGACGAGGUGAAAAAGCUUCUGGCAAGAGGUGCAGACAUCAACACGGUCAACGUGGACGGUUUGACAGCCCUGCACCAGGCCUGUAUUGAUGAAAAUUUGGACAUGGUGAAGUUUCUGGUGGAGAACAGAGCCAAUGUAAACCAGCAGGACAACGAGGGCUGGACACCCCUUCAUGCAGCAGCUUCCUGUGGCUAUCUCAACAUAGCAGAGUAUUUCAUUAACCAUGGAGCCAGUGUGGGUAUUGUGAAUAGUGAAGGUGAAGUCCCCUCUGACCUUGCAGAAGAGCCUGCCAUGAAGGAUCUUCUUCUGGAACAAGUGAAGAAGCAAGGAGUUGAUCUAGAGCAGUCAAGAAAAGAAGAAGAACAACAGAUGUUACAGGAUGCCCGCCAGUGGCUCAACAGUGGGAAAAUAGAAGAUGUAAGGCAGCCUCGUUCAGGGGCCACAGCCCUCCAUGUGGCGGCUGCCAAGGGCUACUCUGAGGUCCUCAGACUUUUAAUCCAGGCUGGCUAUGAACUCAAUGUUCAGGAUUAUGAUGGCUGGACUCCCCUCCAUGCUGCUGCGCACUGGGGUGUGAAGGAGGCUUGCUCCAUCCUGGCGGAAGCACUCUGUGAUAUGGAUAUCAGGAACAAACUGGGCCAAACACCAUUUGAUGUGGCUGAUGAGGGUCUUGUGGAGCACUUGGAGAUGCUCCAGAAGAAGCAGAAUGUGCUUCGAAGUGAAAAAGAGACACGGAAUAAGCUCAUUGAGUCAGACCUGAACAGCAAGUUGCAGAGUGGACUCUUUAAGAACAAAGAGAAGAUGCUCUAUGAAGAAGAGAUACCCAAGUCCCAAGAAAUGGAGGAAGAAAGCAAAGAGUCCAGCAGCUCCAGCUCAGAGGAGGAGGAAGGUGAAGAUGAAGCUUCUGAGUCAGAAACCGAGAAGGAGGCAGAUAAAAAACCAGAAACCAUUGACAACCAUUCCAACUCUGAAAGCAAGAGUAUUAUUACGGAACAGAUACCAGCACCAGCUCAGAAUACCUUCUCUGCCUCUUCAGCCAGGAGAUUCUCCUCCAGCCUUUUUAACAAGCCGGAAGAGCCCAAAGAUGAAUCUCCUUCUUCGUGGAGACUGGGACUCAGAAAAACUGGCAGCCACAACAUGCUGAGUGAGGUGGCCAAUUCCAGGGAAGCUCUAAGGGACCGAGGCUCUUCUGUCUACCGGUCAUCAUCAAGCCCUCGGAUUUCUGCUCUGCUGGACAACAAAGACAAGGAGAGAGAAAACAAGAGCUAUUUUAGUUCACUAGCACCCCGGAGGCUCAGCAACACAAGUGACGUCGAAGAAAAGGAGAACAGAGAAUCAGCUGUCAAUCUAGUGAGGAGUGGGUCCUAUACUCGGCAGCUGUGGAGAGAUGAAGCGAAGGGAAAGGAAACUCCGCAGACAGCUGUUCCAUCCACCUAUGUAUCAACCUACUUGAAAAGUGCUUCAUUUGGUAGAAGUAGUGACCCCACAAGUCCCUACAUUUCAGCCAAUCGCAAUUCAUCUCCUGCUACCUCACCCAUUACCAUUGGUUCAUCUACCUCUCGGGGCAGCAAGUGGCAACCUGCCUCUUCUUGCCCUGCACCAAUCAGUGCAAACACUACUGCAUCUGUACACCAUGGCAGGACUCCUUACAAAUCACAGGCUGACUCAACAGCAGAGAAAACAGCAGACAAUGUCUCUUCCAGCACCCCGCUCUGUGUGAUCACUAAUCGCCCUCCACCUAACACUGCCAAUGGGGUUACAACUGCCACUCUGCUCUCCACUCCUGGAACAGACUCCUCUGUGGAAGCCAGGGAGAAGAGGAGGUCAUAUCUGACUCCUGUACGGGAUGAGGAAGCAGAAUCUUUACGGAAAGCACGCUCCAGACAAGCUCGGCAGACUCGAAGGUCUACUCAAGGCGUGACACUAACGGACCUUCAAGAAGCAGAAAGGACAUUCAGCCGGUCGAGGGCAGAACGGCAAGCUCAGGAGCAGCCUAGCCAGAAGCCUGCGGGCACUGAAGGGCUUGAGGGAAGCACAGAGAAGCAGGAGCCCUCAGCAGUCCCGGCAAAGGAAGCUGGCGAGAGCCGUCAACCCUGGGGCGGGAGUCUGGAUGAGGAGCCUGUCUAUCGUCGCCUGAGGUAUUCAGCUCAGCCAGACAAACCCACAACACCAGUGUCUCCUUCUGCAUCAAGACCCACUCUCUACACCAGUUCCCAUCUGCUACGGACAAGCAGAUCUUCAGUCCCUGACUCUGAGACUUCAGAGACCACCACAAACACUGCAGUUGCAAAAGAAAUGGACAAAAAUGAGAGUGAAGAUGCAGAUGUGGAUGAUCAGUCCUCUAAUAGACUGUCCAUCCGUGAGAGGAGGAGGCCCAAGGAACGACGAAGAGGCACAGGCAUCAAUUUCUGGACAAAGGAUGAAGAUGAAACUGACGUCUCUGAAGAGGUAAAAGCAGCACUGCAUGAAAGACUUUCUAGGUUGGAAUCAGGAGGUAGCAACCCUACCAGCAGCGAUUCUUACGGUGACCGUGACCGGGCUUCAGCAAGAGCCCGACGGGAGGCACGGGAGGCCCGCCUCGCCAGCCUGAGCAGCCGAGCGGAAGAGGACACCAACAGGGAUUAUAAAAAACUCUACGAGAGUGCCCUAACCGAAAACCAAAAACUGAAAACAAAACUUCAAGAGGCCCAGCUAGAGCUAGCAGAUAUAAAGUCCAAGCUUGAGAAGAUGGCCCAGCAGAAACAAGAAAAGACCUCUGACCGAUCGUCGAUGCUGGAGAUGGAGAAACGGGAGAGGAGAGCCUUGGAGCGGAAAAUGUCCGAGAUGGAGGAGGAGAUGAAGAACCUCCACCAGCUAAAACAGAUUCAAACCUUGAAGCAGAUGAACGAGCAACUGCAGGCUGAGAACAGGGCCCUGACCCGAGUUGUGGCCCGACUCUCGGAGUCCGUCGAGUCCUCGGAUACCCAGGAGCUCUAG
Molecule: messenger RNA, 3471 nt
Organism: Puma concolor (puma)
Lineage: Eukaryota; Metazoa; Chordata; Mammalia; Carnivora; Felidae
Gene: PPP1R12B
Product: protein phosphatase 1 regulatory subunit 12B
Biological process (GO): signal transduction
Cellular component (GO): cytoplasm; Z disc; A band
Molecular function (GO): phosphatase regulator activity; protein kinase binding; enzyme inhibitor activity
Source: RefSeq, a predicted model, not a curated record